UUCAACCUCUACACAGCCCAAACCCACUUCUCUAUGCUUAUGGUCUUCAUUUCUCUUUUAAAAACAAAACAUAUAUAUCAAGAAUCCAUAACAAUCCUUGCUUGCUUUCUUUUCCCCUGUAUUGUCUUCCACGGUAGGAUUUUAGAGGUCUUCAAAGCCUAGUUUAGAACUUUGGGCUUAAUUAGAGGGUUAAUUCUUCUUCCUAAAUCCUCUUUCAAAGACUGUUAAUUAGCUAGGUUCUUUACAGGGAAUUUGGAUACAACUUUUAAACCAAACUUUACCUGCUGGAAAUAUAUUACUUGAGGUAGAUAUUACUUAUAAGUGACGCGAGAAAUGGAAAAUGUCUCUGCUGUAACAGAUGAUGAUGAAAAGAUGGAAUUGCCUCCAGGGUUUAGAUUUCAUCCAAGUGAUGAAGAGCUCAUAACUCAUUAUUUAUCUCCAAAGGUUCUUGACUACAGUUUCAGCGCAAUAGCAAUUGGGGAGGUGGACUUAAACAAGGUUGAGCCUUGGGAUUUGCCAUGGAGAGCGAAGUUGGGAGAAAAAGAGUGGUAUUUCUUUUGUGUCAGAGACAGAAAAUACCCAACAGGGAUGAGGACAAAUAGAGCCACUGAUGCGGGAUAUUGGAAGGCAACUGGUAAAGAUAAGGAAAUUUUCAAAGUGAAAAAGCUCGUGGGGAUGAAGAAGACUCUGGUUUUCUACAAAGGGAGAGCUCCCAAAGGAGAGAAGACCAAUUGGGUCAUGCAUGAGUACAGACCAGAGGGGAAGAAUUCCAUUCAUGGUGCCUCUAAAGCAGAAAAGAAUGAAUGGGUAAUCUGUAGAAUCUUUAAAAAGAGCUCGGAAGGGAAGAAAAUACACAUUUCAGGGCUAACGAGGGCGACGAAUUGUCGUGAUGAUUCGAGUUCUUCGGAGCUGCCUCCCUUAAUGGAUCUGUCCUCUGAUGAAGCUCAAACGAGAACCACAGUUGCUGAGGCAUCCAACGUGACCCGCUUCUCCAACCCAAUGGAGGUGGAGGACCAAAAGCCUCAGUACGCCGACUUGAUCAAAACUCCUUAUGCAACUUCGGCUUCAAAUAUCUCUGCUUUCUCCCCUGCUUCCUUGAUUUCGCCUAAAUUUUCAACUCCAAAUUCAAUUCUUGCUGCUCAGAUCAUGCCGCAUAUGGAUCACCUGCACUAUACAGAUUCUGUUUUCAUGCAAGAUCAGUCCAUACUGAAGCUUUUGUUCGAUGAUUACGAAUCAAAUGGAAAUGCCAAAUCUGAAGUCUCCCAGAGCACUGGUGGAAUUAGCACAGAUAUGUCCUCUUCUCUUUCUGAUUUCAGGCCUUUUGGCUAUCUCGAAUGUCCAAUCACUUCAGCUGGACCCGUGGACCUCGAGUGUCUGUGGAAUUAUUGAAUUUGAUUAUUUGAAGAGACAGCCCAAAAAAAAAAAAAAAAGAGAUGAAGAGAUCAUGUUGAAAAGAUGGAGUCUUAAUUCUGGCUGAAGUUGUUGGCGGAACAAGUUUGUGUACAGAUUUUUCUGAAAUCAAUUAUUGUUAUUGUCAUUGUUAUGCAAGAACUGCAUGCAAUCUAUUAGCUCCAAAAAGAAACUGCAGUGUAGAAUGUGGUGUCUAUUUAGUAUUACAAUAAUUGUGCCAAGGUAUCCCAGGUUAAAACCCUCCUCUAGUUUUUGCCUUCAUCGCCAGGGUUUGUUACAUGCAAGUCCUCUGUUAUACAUAAGAGUUUUUCAUAUUAA
Molecule: messenger RNA, 1728 nt
Organism: Coffea eugenioides
Lineage: Eukaryota; Viridiplantae; Streptophyta; Magnoliopsida; Gentianales; Rubiaceae
Product: NAC domain-containing protein 92-like
Exons: 3
Coding region: 334-1389 (351 amino acids)
Biological process (GO): regulation of DNA-templated transcription
Molecular function (GO): DNA binding
Source: RefSeq, a predicted model, not a curated record